This is a messenger RNA of Megachile rotundata (alfalfa leafcutting bee), 3381 nucleotides long. RefSeq lists its product as uncharacterized. The record is from RefSeq and is a predicted model, not a curated record. NCBI's taxonomy places the organism in Eukaryota, Metazoa, Arthropoda, Insecta, Hymenoptera, Megachilidae.
UUCUCCAUUCCCCAAUUCCUGUCUCCCAAAUUCACCCCUCAAAUUCCCAAAGCAACUUUCAAAAUCAACCACAGAAACGAAAAUAGAAAGCAUCGAACGUUACCCGAGAGGAAGUCAGAUUUGUUCCAUAGCGUAGAAGGCUCGAAAGAUACGAAACAGAAAGGAACAAUGCUAGUCUGUGUCGCACGCAGACUGCGACAGUGUCGCCGCACACUUGGAAAGCUGACAGAUCAUUUUACACGAACACAUUGUGCGCACUCGGCUCCUCUGUCUGGCCACCCUUCUGCGAAAGUGAAUGAGCACGAGAGGGUGGUAAAAACCGAGCUAAGUGCUAUAUCGCCAAGUUGAAUUAAAGCGACGCAGUCCAAGGAGUUUCGCCUUCUGUUAAAUGAAAUGAGCCACUGUGCGAGUUGCUACUUCACUUUCGAAUACGAAUGUUGCCGACCUAACUUCGCUACGAGCCAAAACUUUUGUCGGAUUCGAUAUAACUGUAUUUGAUAAGAACCUUUUUAGGAGUGCAAAAUGCCCCAAGGAAGUAUUCAUUGGCAAGGGACGCAGAGAAGAGCCUGCGCUCCAGGAGCACACUGGAACGUCCAGGUGGUGAGAGGCAAAGUGACAACGCGGUGCUUGUGGUACGCCUGCAAAGCUCUUGGACUUGGUGUACUACUAAUGCUUUUAGGAACUUGCAUGGCAACCAUAGGAUACUUCGCAGAUCAGCUAUCAGAGGCACAAGAGAUCAGAGGUAAUCUAACAAUAAGAGUGAAGAAUGAAUCACGUGGAUUCCAUUUAAACAACCUCAGUUAUGCCGGCCCCAUUGUGAUGGGCGUAGGAGGUUUUAUCGUAGUAGCAGCUUGUGUAAUGACAUUCGAGGCUCGUGAUAACGCUGCCAAAGUAGUUCCAGCUCGUUUUCGCUUCAGUCAAACGUCGACAAUAAAAAACCCAAGAAAUCAACGAAAUCGGAGAUCCACGUCCAGCCAGACGGCCAAAUGGGAUCACCAAUUAGGGGUGUUCAAAGUGAACAGAAGCCCAAGUCCAAGUAUACAAGAGGUUUCCAGAAAGCAGCUAACCGCAGAGUUUAUGCAAUUUUCGAAAGAACUGAACGAGAAACAAACUGGACACUCGAUCAAAAAAAGUCCCAGUGCCCCGACCUUGAUAGACAAAAGAUCUCCCCGUAAGAGAACCCCAAAAUAUGCUGGAUGCGCGCUGUUGAAUCCAGAAUUGCUUCAAAGACACGCGCUCUCCGUUGAUAACCCUAGCUACAGUCCUCACCAGGUGAGUAGAGAAAGCUUGGACCAACAGAAAAUGGGAGGCAGUCAAGUGUCGAUGGCGAUGGAUCUUCACAUUCCUAAUAAGGGUCCUGUCACGCUGAAGGUGAAGGAUAGGUCUGACACAGCAAGGAGACAUCAACUACUUCGGCAGACGAAAGUAGAAUAUGUCGAAGAGGUUGAUGAGGCACGAUCACCUACUGGUCGUGGUCUUUCCCCUAAAUUAUCAGGUGCCUAUUGCAAAUAUCCAGACGAUUUUGUACCGCGCAAAAGAAACUCGAUGGACAUAAGACUGUUCGAGGAGCUGACCGCAACGAAAGACCUAACAAAAAUAUCACCCCGGGAUUUCCGCAAGAUUUCCUCUCCAAGUUUCCAUAAAAUGUCGUUCGACAAGAUUGGAAGCGAGCGCAGGGUCGAGAGAUGCAUGGGUCAACGCAAAGCGAGCCUCGAGUUCCGAAAGAGCCCGGAUUUUCGCAGAGGGGACUACAGAAAGCUAUCUGUGGACAGAUUCAGCAUCGAUUGCACCAAGUACCUGUCGGACGAGGUGGAAAUUCGAUCGAGAGCGAGCAGCGGUGAAAAUCUGAGAAGGCAGCGGCAGCCAAAAUUGCACCACUCGAGAUCGGACGACAAUAAGAGGCAGUCAUUCGAGAAACAGAAAGACGCCCAGUCUAGCAGACACUCGUUGAACACUCAAGCUGUGGUCGAAAGCGGAUGCGAGAUCGAGUUUAAAUAUUUCACGACAACUUCGCUCGACACCGAAGAAAGUCGCGCGGACAAUUCUGAAGGCAGUCACACGAUCGACGUGGACGAAACGAUUCCUACGAUCAUCACUUCCGAAGGACCCACCGAAGCCGAUGCCUUACUCGAAGAACCGGAAUUAGAGAACCUCCCGGAGAAUGACCUAGAAAACUCCCGACACGAUCGACAGGAAAUUAAGAGAUGCGAGAAGCAGAUUGCCAAAACGGAACGUCUGAUCGGCAACGGCCAAUUGUCGAAGGAACGAGGGAACUUGGAGGAGUUCGGAGAGAAUGAGGAAACCAUUUUGUACGUCGAGGACGAUGAAGUCUGAGGCAAUUCAGAUUAUGGUCUUCGUGAAUAAUUGGGAGGAAGAGGAAGCAACAAGUUGAUUAAUUGUCAAGUGUAGAGAACGUAUAGAGAUGGAUUUCGGUGAAAGUGGGAAACAAUUUUUUAUGUGAUGAAGUUUAGGAAGAUUGGUUGCAUAUUUUAGGGAACUGGGAAGGGUACAAUGCAACAAGUAUGGUAAUGUAUAGUGUGACCUAGUCGAAAAUGAGUACAGGGUUUCCAAUACUUUGUUAUAUGAUUUAAUAAGACCUUGCAAUCUAAUAGAAAUGCAGGUAAUUUGAAAUCUAGUAAAAUUACAGGAGGACAUGACUAAUGAAAUUAUUUCAAUAUUUGAUAUUUAUGUUCCAAUUUUAUUGACACACCCCGUGUAAUAUCAUAAAAGACAUUGAUUGAUAACAAUUUCGGGAAUUAUUUUAUUAAGUUGUAACGUUCUUUACUGAAUUGAAAUUGUCUUCCUUGCUACACAAAAUUUUUACGAGUAUUUUGAAAAAUUCAAAGCCUUAUUGACAAAAUUUAAUUACAUUUUUGACUUGCUUUUGGCAAAAGUUAAAUUUGAGAAUUUCUGUAGUGCAUAGAAAAGUAGAUAUAAAGAACUCAUUAUAUUGAAGAAGCUGCAGAGAAAUGUGUCGAAUCGAUGCGAAAGAGGAUUAAGAAAAUUAAGGUUAAGUUUCAUGAAUAAGUCGAGGAAUAAAUUGCAGUGUAUUGUAGACGGAUUUAAAAAUUGAGAAGAUUUGAAUCGACAGAUUUUAUGUAAUAUACAGUAUUUGGAUUUUUGCAUAUUAAUCGGUUGUCUCGCCAAAUUGACACAGCCGAUUGUUGUUUCAUAACGCGUUUGUUAAGACGCUGAAUAUUUAUAACGUUCAAAGAUAAAAAGUUGGUAAUGGAAACUUAGAUAGAUCAGGGUUGAAAAUAACGAGUUGAAUAUUUAAUAUUCAAGUGUUAUUUAUAACUGUAAGAAAAUUAAUUUUUUCUAAACUUUUCUUUCUCUUCGUGUAAAGUACUUCAUGUAAAUACAUUACUAAAAUUAAAUAUU